UGCUUGCUCUUGACCCUCACACCCGGUACCACGGACAUACAUUCGUAAUGGCCGUCGAGACUGCGAAGGCUGCUGAGAUUCCCAACGUGCCCCUCGGUCUUGGGGUACCCCCAUUCACCCCUCACGCGAUUUCUGUAUCGCUGCCGAAAUGGCAGGACAACGUUGACUAUGAAGAGGGAAACCCACGCGUCACGGACGCCAUGGUCUCUGGAUACCCCCGGUUCUUUAUACCCUUGCCGGCGCAGAAGCUCGCAGCGUUCUGCGCGCGCAAAUUCGGCACGGAGGGUGAGUCAUGCAUGCUCUUCGCGACGCGGAAGGUUGCGGAUGAGUGCCGCUCGUUCAUGAAGGCGCAAUCGCCCACGCCUGUCGCGCCGCGGAUCGUGCAGUACAAGAUCUCGCCUGAUGAAGAGGUGCACCGACAGCUCCCCCGCGGUACGGUCGCUGCGCAGGAAGUCGAUCUCUACCUUGUGCUUUUCCCGAAGGACUUCUUCCCCUACGCCAAGCAGUUCUGGCAGCACUCUGGCAUGGGCGUCUCGAGUCGACUGGCCGAGCACUGCUUGACGAUCCUAUCACCCGAGGACGUUCAGGUCCCACCCACGUCCCCCACCAACGGCACACGACCCUCCUUCAAGGCCGUGAAUAAGCAUUACGCGGUCAAGAAGCAGCGCCAGCCGUCCAUCGACGAAGUAGACGACAUCAGCCUCGACACAUCCUACUACCUGGAAGAGCGCUAUGGGCGCAACCUGCCGCUCGCUGCCGCCACCGCUGCCAAACGCGCGCUGCGCCGCAGAAUAUCAGGCGUGCUACUACAUGACACCCCGGACGACCGGCGUCCAGAGCCGUCGGCGGGGCAGCAGGACGCCGCCGUGGGCCCUAGCUCCCGCGGGGUGGCAGACUUGUCGGAGGACGAUGUGUUCCUAUACCCCACUGGCAUGGCGGCGAUCUGGGCAGCGCAUCAGACGGCGCUGGCGGCGCUCCCACCUGCCAAAAGUGUGUGCUUUGGCUUCCCCUACACCGACACCUUGAAGAUCCUACAGAAGUGGGGCCCGGGCUGCCACUUCCUCGGGCUGGGCACGGAUGCAGAGCUGGACGAGCUAGAGCAGCUACUGGAGCGGGAAGCCGCGGCCGACCCGUCGAAGCCGCCCGUCCUCGCGCUCUUCACUGAAUUCCCGUCAAACCCGCUUCUUCGUACUGCAGACCUGCCGCGUUUGCGACGUUUGGCGGACAAGUACGACUUCCUGGUUGCCGUGGACGAGACGAUUGGCAACUUUGUCAAUGUCGAUGUGCUGCCGUACGCAGACAUCGUCGUGAGCAGCUUGACGAAGAUCUUUAGCGGGGAUGCGAAUGUCAUGGGUGGCGGGCUGGUCCUCAACCCCCGCGGCCGACACUAUGCCAAGCUCAGAGCACACCUCGACUCCACCUAUGAAGACGUCGUCUUCGAACAAGACGCCCUCUACCUCGAGCGCAACUCCCGCGACUUCCGCCGGCGCAUCAAAGUCAUAGACGCCAAUACCGAAGCCGCCUGCGACUUUUUCCACGCCCGCUCCCUCGCCUCCCCGUCCCCUCCCCCUACCGCCGUGAUUAAGAACGUGUACUACCCCAAGUUCGAGACCCCGCAGCACUACGCGGCAUGCCGGCUCCCCGGCGGCGGCUACGGCGGGCUCUUCACGCUGACGUUCACGAGCAUGGACGCAGCGAGGGCGUUCUACGAUGCGCUCGCGUGCUGCAAGGGUCCGUCGCUGGGAACGAACUUCACGCUGGCGAGCCCGUACGCGAUCCUGGCGCACUAUGCGGAGCUGGAUUGGGCGGCCCAGUAUGGGGUGGAAGCGAGCUUGGUCCGUAUCAGUGUAGGGAUGGAGGAGAGGGAGAAGUUGAUGAGCAACUUUGCGAUCGCGCUGGAGGCGGCGGAGAAGGCUGUUCAGGCCUCUGCUUGAAGGGCUGACGGUUCUUCAGAUGGCGGAGAAGUUGUUGGCUAUGGAGCCUGGUAUACUGUCGCUGUUUUCCAUGGACGGAAGGUUGUGUUUCUCUCCCAUUUGAUCCAACUCAUCUUUUGCAUUUUGUAUCCAACUACAAUGCUUUGCCGUGUAUCCAACUACCACGCUCUGAUCUACUUACGCACUGCACGCUGUAUCCAACUACGCACGUCUUGUAUCAAUAGAACUGAUUGCUCUCUGCGCACCUUCCUC
Molecule: messenger RNA, 2186 nt
Organism: Schizophyllum commune H4-8
Lineage: Eukaryota; Fungi; Basidiomycota; Agaricomycetes; Agaricales; Schizophyllaceae
Product: PLP-dependent transferase
Exons: 4
Coding region: 48-1934 (628 amino acids)
Biological process (GO): transsulfuration
Molecular function (GO): pyridoxal phosphate binding; cystathionine gamma-synthase activity
Source: RefSeq, a predicted model, not a curated record